Molecule: messenger RNA, 2332 nt
Organism: Phlebotomus papatasi
Lineage: Eukaryota; Metazoa; Arthropoda; Insecta; Diptera; Psychodidae
Exons: 5
Coding region: 75-2009 (644 amino acids)
Cellular component (GO): membrane
Source: RefSeq, a predicted model, not a curated record
UCCCCCAAAAAUUCCCCAGUUUUCUGCAGUCGCCACCCGGGCGCUGGCGUAUUUUUAAUUGUUUACCAUGAGCGAUGGAGGAAAACAAGCAAAAUCGUGCCAAUAUUAUUCACUACUCCAUCGAGACAUAUUUCAUCUGGUUCAGUGCCUUAAUAUUUGUGACUGAACUCAUAACAGAUGUGUGCCUUGUUAUCUACUAUUUCCACGAAAAUCAACUUCAAUGGGCCACGGUGACCCUCACCAUAAUUGUCGUGCCACAAAUUCUGUGCCAAAUAUAUUCUCUGGUGUUGCUGAAGUCAGAGGAACAGAGAAUGUCCGGAAAUGCCAUUUUCUGGCAUCUCUGUCUCAUGGGAAUACCUUUCCGGUACCACAAUAUCCUCAGAACGAUAGAGAAAGGACCUAUUCAGGAGGUUGAUGUGGUCAGGUACAAAAUCCGUGAAGUGAAUGCCAUUCAGACGGUUAAUUCCGUCUUGCAGUAUUGCCCCCAGUUCAUCUUCCAGUCUUUCCUAAUCAUCCAUCGGAAGUACAAAUGUGUCAUAACAGGAGUUUCAGCGGGAUUGUCAGGUUUCUCCUUCCUCUGGCACAUGUUCAUCCACUUCUUCUACCUAAUAAAACGCUACAACGAAGAUUUAGUGGUAGCUGAAGUGGGCAAUUGUGUCACAACUCCCCGGAUCAUUGACAAUCUCUCCGGAUCAGCAGCUGAUGGCGAGGGCAAUGCUCAAGGAAGGAGUGUAGCAACUCUAAGGGAAAAUUUUAAGGAUUUCGAAAAGCCUCUGUACAAUACAGAUGACAAAAAUCUCAUGGUAAAGAAGGCAGCUUCGAAGAAUGUUGAGAAAAACAAAAUAUUCAGCUUUAACAAACGCAAGCCCAUCUACGAACGGGAAGACUUUGAUCUCUAUUCUGGGCACAAUCAAUCGACAGUUUUCUGUGAAAUUAAUGACAGUUUGGGAUCGGAGAAAUUUCCAUCACAGACCAAUUUUAAGGAGGCCAACAAAUGGACCAAACUGGAGAAGGAUCUCUCCAGCAGUUGUGAUACCCUCAAGCAGUACCAUUCCACGGACAAGCUGACUGAGUCGUCAGACAAAGCAACAAAGUCUAGUACUCCCGUGACCAAUUGUGCUGUGAGUCAGGGAAAUUUUGUGCUGAAGCGCAAAGGGAUUUGCUCAUCGCAAGAGAUGUUGCAUCUGGUGGAUCUCAUGAAUGAGAAUCUCUCAGCUGAACAGGUGGAUAUUCUGGCUAAGAGUCUCAUUGAAUUGGGAGGAGCUCCAGAGGAAAGUAUUGUAAAUCCUUCGUCAGACAGUGGAGAAUUGGACAGCAGUAAGCUGCUGGAGGUCUUUCCAGAAGUUGUAGAUGAGAGCACUCAAAGUUCUAUUCUGGAAAAUAUUGAUGCUGCCAUUUAUGAGAAUCAGAUUAUCUUCCAAGAGCGCAUUAAAAAGAAUCAACUCACCAUACAAAAUCUCAAGUUGCAGGAUCAGAUUCUUUCGAGUUUUAUCGAUACCAGUUUCAGCAGCAAUGAUUUGCUGAGCACCAGAGACUAUGAGAAUAUGUGCGUGGUGAAUAUCAAUCGGACAAAUAGGGGAAUGAAGCACUGGAGGAAUUAUCUCCAGGACAUUGAUGCCAAUGUCCAUGAUAAUUCAACUGUGCUGAAUAGUAGCUUCUUUGUGACGACCACGGCAUCUGCCACGGAUGAUUUAUACAUCCAUGAAAAUCAGUCUGCCCUGGCGGAUGAUGGUAGUAAGUCGAUGGAGUCAGAAAAGAGCGCUAAAGGGAGCGAUGCUGUCCGGGAGGUGGCUUCCGGGGGGCGUAAAACUGUACGCUGGUGCAAUAAAGUGUCCGUGGAGAAUUAUUCAGCUUCCAGUGGAAGCGAUGACAGUCACCAUGUGGAUAGUCGCCUAGUGGAGACCAUUAAUAAAAUCAACGUUGAUUCCCCUAUCAAACACCUAACAGUUCCAGUGAAUCCAAUGGACAGUAUUACAGAGAGUAUCCACACUUUUGAGGAAUCUCACUGAGAGUCUCUCUUGCCGACGCCACUCACGAGGCAAAUUAUGCGUGACAUUUUUUGUAGUAUAUUACUACAAACAUUUUUUAAGCACUUUUAAAUCAUAUUUAGAUAUAUCCCCAUAAUUGAUAUUACUAGUGAUAAGAAAUUGCCAAUUCCACUUUUUUGUGUCUCCUUUUUUUUAUAUGUAUAUUCUACAUUUUAGCUAUUUUAAAAAAAACUUUUUUGGAUAUAUUUUUUGUAUUCACUCUAUAUGCAAGAAUUUAUAAUACAUCACAAUGUGAGAAAAGAUUUUUCAAUAAAUAUGCACAAAUCUCAAUUAUGCGAAAAAAA